Molecule: messenger RNA, 579 nt
Organism: Hyaloperonospora brassicae
Lineage: Eukaryota; Oomycota; Peronosporomycetes; Peronosporales; Peronosporaceae
Source: the annotation of a GenBank genome assembly
AUGGACGAAGAAUUGGAAGCAAUGAAGUCCAAGGGAGUGAUCACAUUAAUUUCGAAACGAGAGAUGCCUGAAGACACUAAAGCGAUCAAGACAAUGUGGGUCUAUAGUGUUAAAACGGACCACUUAGGCAACGUUAUCCGUCUUCGAGCAAGAAUUGUGGCUCGAGGUGACAAACAACGCCCAGGAAUUGACUAUGGAGAAACCUUCAGUCCUGUAGCACGUAUGGCGACUUUCAGGAUGUUCGUGGCCACUUGUCUAUUGAUGGACUUGACCAUUUACCAGGGUGAUAUCAACACGGCCUACCUGAAUGCACCCUUGGGGAUCAAGCAGUACUUGGACUCUCUAGAUGGAUAUCCUUCUGAAACUGACGACAUGGUAUAUGUUGUUCACAAGGCACUGUAUGGUCUUAAACAGUCUGGUCGAGAGUGGAACACCGAAUAUGUGAAGAAAGCAGUAGAACUGUGGAAGGUAAAGACAGACGUGAAUCCCUCAGACUUGAUGACCAAGCCCCUGGCGAGUGCGCGUUUUGAGGCACUUAUCACCAUGAUAGGGAUGACCAAGAACGUUUUGCCGCAGUAA